Cucumis melo (muskmelon) is the source of this 1475-nucleotide messenger RNA. Its product is annotated as E3 ubiquitin-protein ligase ATL6. The coding region runs from base 185 to 1324 and encodes 379 amino acids. NCBI's taxonomy places the organism in Eukaryota, Viridiplantae, Streptophyta, Magnoliopsida, Cucurbitales, Cucurbitaceae. The transcript has a single exon. The record is from RefSeq and is a predicted model, not a curated record.
GACACCGUUUCUCAGAGUCUUCCUACUUCCUCCCUUCCCCUUCAACUGAUCCCCCUUCUCUCUUUUCCUUUAAACCUUCCCUUGACUUUCCUCCGCCAUGGCUCCCUCUUCCACCAACCUCCACUUUCUCCCAUAAUAACACCCCCCCCCCUCUCUUUUCCUCUUCACCCCAUCAUCCAAAAUCAUGCCCUCUCUCACCGCCCCCCAUGGCCUUCCCCUCUUCCUCUUCCUCCUCCUCUUCCUCUUCUCCUCCGUCUCCGCCCAGUUCCAGCCCGCCCCCGACCCCAGAUCAGACCCUUACCAGUACCGCCUCAGCGGUUCCAUGGCCGUCAUCAUCGUCAUCCUCAUCGCCGCCCUCUUCUUCAUGGCUUUCUUCUCCGUCUACAUCCGUCACUGCAACGAUUCACCAUCCAACACCGUCCGCCCUAUCACCGCCGCCGCCGGCCGCUCCCGUCGCGCAACCCGCGGUCUCGAUCCGGCGGUAAUUGAAACGUUUCCGACUCUGAUUUACUCCGAUGUGAAAGAGCAUAAAAUUGGUAAAAGUGCCCUAGAAUGCGCUGUUUGUUUGAAUGAAUUUGAAGAUGAUGAAACGCUGCGUUUAAUCCCUAAAUGUGAUCAUGUGUUUCACCCUGAAUGUAUUGAUGCUUGGUUGGCUUCUCACUCUACUUGCCCUGUUUGUCGAGCUAAUUUGUCUCCCCAACCCACUGACUCCGUCCACCGAGCUGACGAUUCCAACGCUGUCGUUAACUCCGAUACCGACGGAGGUGAUAUUGAAGCUCAGUCCAACGACGUUGUUUCAGAGACGACGGCUCCACCUACGGUUCAGAUACAAACGGAAUCAGAGCUCAGUACGACGACAAGUAACAAGGCGUUGAAUCGGACACGUACACGGGGAUCCCGAUCCAAUAGAUUGCGGUGGCUAUUUCCCCGGUCUCACUCGACCGGCCACUCCUUGGUUCAGCCUGGGGAAGACACUGAGCGGUUUACUCUCCGGUUGCCAGUGGAGAUAAGGAAACAAGUGGUGAACCGGAAGCUGCACCGGGCGACUAGUAUGGUGGUUCUGGCGAGGCAGAGCAGUUCGAUGAGGGGAUACCGAUUUGGUUCAGGUGAAGGGAGUAGUCGAGGGAAGUAUUACCGGAGGCUUGAGCGGUUGGACAGAACAUCGAAGUCGGACCGGUGGGUGUUGUCAAUGACACCGCCGUUUUUUACGCGUAUGUCGUCGAUGAAGACUCCGCGUGGAGGGAGUAACCGUGCUGAACCCGGUUCGGGCCGAGAACUUGGACAGGGGAAUACCGCGGUCGAUUCAAGUAGGCUUCCGGUCUGAAGUAGUUUUAUUUUAUUUUAUUCUUAUAUGAUUUUUUGGCCACAUUAUAUAAAAAUUUAAAUUAAUCGUGAAUUUCCCAAGGGGAAAUUUUCUUUUUGUUUCAUAAAAUUUUAUAUAUAUCAAAAGUAAUGUGUACAUAAAUUCUUGUUUA